CGCAGCGCUGCUGUCGCUCCCACUUCCGGCCUCUCCCUGCUGUUUCCGGGUCGCAAGCCCGGUGGACUCACGGAGCUGUUAGAGCAGCUGCUGGUUCGGUCCCGGUUGCUGGAGUGGAAGCGGCACGGGUUGCGCCUGGUUGUGACUCCGGCUCCUGUUUCUGGCUCCUCAUCGGCCCCGGGGGCGUUGCUGGAUCUGCAGGAGGUGGGGCCGGGGCCGGGGCCGGGCUUCCUCAGGGCGUCCCUCGGCCGCGCUGAGCGUGUUGCUGCCGGUGCCGAGUCUGGAGCCCUUGACCCACCUACCCUGCUGUCCCCGGGCACCUGUGGGCCGGGAGCUUCCAGCCCGGGGUGGGAGAGGCGGUUGAGCCCCGGGGCUGCAGACAGCGGAGCCCGGGUCCGAGCUGCCCUCAGUAGCUGGAAAAGGGCUUUGAGAGGCCCGUCGCUUAGCCGUGGCUCGUGACCGGUAGAUGUACUGCUGUCCCUGGGGUGGGUAUGCCCAGCCUGCGGUACAAGCACGGCAUGGCGGGUGGUUUCGAAUAGCCCUGCCUGUGGCAUAUGGGGUGGGGGAGGAGACUGGGAGCAGCAGCAGAUAGGGUGGGAGACUGGAGCAACCCCUGGUAAGGCACUCCUCUUCACUUGUGGCACCUGCCACAAAGGUGUGGGCUCCUAUUGCUGUGAAAGCGACUGCAGUGCUCGCUGAGACUGGAGACUGCCGGUAAGAUUUAAUCCUAACUUCCCCUGUUAGCUGCUCGCCACCAGAAUGAGACUUGUAAUUCUUGAAGAUUAUGACCAGGCUAGUGAAUGGGCUGCAAAAUACAUUUGUAACCGUAUUAUCCAGUUCAAGCCAAGUGAAGGAAAAUAUUUUACGCUUGGUCUACCAACAGGGAGUACACCACUGGGAUGCUACAAAAAGCUGAUAGAAUAUCACAAGAACGGAGAUCUCUCCUUCAAAUAUGUAAAGACUUUCAACAUGGAUGAAUAUGUCGGGCUUCCCAGAAAUCAUCCUGAGAGUUACCACUCCUAUAUGUGGAAUAAUUUCUUUAAGCAUAUUGAUAUAGACCCUAAUAACGCUCAUAUCCUGGAUGGGAAUGCUCUGGACUUGCAAGCAGAGUGUGAUGCAUUUGAAAAGAAAAUUGAAGAGGCUGGGGGAAUCGAACUGUUUGUUGGAGGCAUUGGUCCAGAUGGUCACAUUGCUUUCAAUGAACCAGGAUCAAGUCUGUCUUCGAGAACAAGGUUAAAAACUUUAGCGAUGGACACCAUUUUGGCAAAUGCUAAGUAUUUUGAUGGAGAUUUAUCUAAAGUACCAACUAUGGCAUUAACAGUCGGUGUGGGUACAGUGAUGGAUGCUAGAGAAGUAAUGAUUCUCAUAACAGGUGCACACAAAGCUUUUGCCUUGUAUAAGGCAAUUGAAGAAGGGGUCAAUCAUAUGUGGACAGUUUCUGCUUUCCAGCAGCACCCUCGCACUAUCUUUGUAUGUGAUGAAGAUGCUACUUUAGAACUAAGAGUUAAAACCGUGAAAUAUUUUAAAGUCUUUGAUAAACUCUCUUCUCACCAAACCUGUUCGAUUUCCAAGUCACAGUGGAUUCAGAAGCUAAAGACCAGUGAAGGGCCGUAUGUCAAACCCUAUUUUGAAAAGAUCAUUCCUGAAGGCAGCUAAAUGGUGAAGUACUCUGUCCUAUAUUAAUGUAUGUUACCAGCAUCUAUAAAACUAUUUUUGAUUCGCUGGCUGAGGCCAUCCAGUUCAUCAACUCACUUGUGUACAACAGUUGCAAG
Molecule: messenger RNA, 1772 nt
Organism: Alligator sinensis (Chinese alligator)
Lineage: Eukaryota; Metazoa; Chordata; Crocodylia; Alligatoridae
Gene: GNPDA2
Product: glucosamine-6-phosphate deaminase 2
Exons: 8
Coding region: 760-1656 (298 amino acids)
Biological process (GO): N-acetylglucosamine catabolic process; carbohydrate metabolic process; D-glucosamine catabolic process
Cellular component (GO): cytoplasm
Molecular function (GO): identical protein binding; glucosamine-6-phosphate deaminase activity
Source: RefSeq, a predicted model, not a curated record